This is a messenger RNA of Eutrema salsugineum, 1651 nucleotides long. RefSeq names its product LRR receptor-like serine/threonine-protein kinase ERECTA. NCBI's taxonomy places the organism in Eukaryota, Viridiplantae, Streptophyta, Magnoliopsida, Brassicales, Brassicaceae. The transcript has a single exon. Bases 208 to 1395 code for a protein of 395 amino acids. The record is from RefSeq and is a predicted model, not a curated record. Gene Ontology annotation, molecular function: protein binding.
AGGAGUCAAAAGAGGCGUAAUAAAUAAACUAACGCAUUUUCGAACAAGUCCAUAACGUUAACAUUCACUCAAUAUCACACACUCUCUCUGUGUUCAUUAUUACUCUCUCUCACGCGCUCUCCUCUUCCCUUUAAAAACACUCUCACCAAAACUAAAAACUGACAAACAGAAAGAAACAAAGAUACUACUAAAAAAAAACAUCAAAACAUGAGCUACACUUUCUUUCUCCUUCUGCUCACUCUUGUCCACUCCACAUUCUCUUCCUUAGCUCCAACAGACCGAGCCGCACUCGAAUCCAUCAGAGACUCUUUAACCGACAUGCCCGGCUCAGCUUUCUUCUCAACCUGGGACUUCACAGUCCCUGACCCUUGUUCCUCUUUCUCAGGCCUCACUUGCAAUUCUCUUGGCCGUGUCGCUGCCUUAUCUCUUGGCCCUAACCUCUCCGGUUCCCUCUCGCCUUCCAUCUCUAAUCUAACCCAUUUGAACCAACUCAUUCUCUACCCUGGUUUAGUCACCGGACCUCUCCCUCCUCGGUUCGAUUCCCUCCCUCUCCUUCGAGUCAUUUCCUUAACCAGAAACCGCUUAACCGGUCCUAUACCCGUUUCUUUCUCAUCUCUCUCAAACCUCCACACUCUUGACCUUAGCUAUAACCAACUCUCAGGAUCUCUCCCUCCCUUUCUCACUACUCUUCCUCGACUCAAAGUCCUUGUUUUAGCUUCAAACCGUUUCUCUCAAAACCUUAAACCUCUCUCUAGCCCUUUGUUCCAUUUUGACCUUAAAAUGAACCAACUCUCCGGCGAACUCCCACCCGCUUUCCCGACCACUCUCCGGUACCUGUCUCUCUCCGGAAACUCAAUGCAAGGCACAAUCGAUCCCUUAGAGCCAUUAACAGAGUUAACAUACAUCGAUCUCAGCAUGAACCAAUUCACCGGCGCAAUCCCACAAUCACUCUUUAGUCUCACAAUCUCAUCAAUGUUUCUACAGCGAAACAACUUCACAUCCAUCGCCACCGGGGCGGCCACGUCGUUAUCUCAGGGUUCCAUUGUUGAUCUGAGCCAUAACUCUAUCUCCGGAGAGUUACCGUCUUGGAUCGUCGGAGCAGAGUCUCUGUUCCUCAACAAUAACCGUUUUACAGGAGAUAUUCCAGAGGAAUACGUCAAGAGUUUAAUCAACGGUACAACGAAAACGCUAUUCUUGCAACAUAACUACUUGACGAGAUUCCCUUGGAACUCUGGUUUUCAACUACCAGACUCUGUUUCGCUCUGUUUGUCCUAUAACUGUAUGGAGACGGAUCCUGUGGUCGGUUUGUCCACGUGUCCAAUCGAAGUCGCACCUCUGCUCUCAAGGCCUGCUAUACAAUGUUCUCGCUUUUACAAUCACAGCUCCACUGGUUGAAGAUUUUUUUCUUUUUUUUUUUAGGAAAGAAAUUUGCUGAAAAAGACAAGUUUUUUAAAAUGUUAUCUACAGAAAGAAGAACAAAAUAUGGCAUUUCUGGAAAUUGAACCGUUGUGUCUCGUAGUGUUUUCUUCAAAAAAUCAAAAGUUCAAAAAGGAUAUGUCAAAAGUGUGGUCCUCACGUGUAAUUAGAUUGUAGUGUUUAUGGAAUAUAUAAUUUAUAGAUUGGUCCUUUUCUCUGUUUUGUUUUUAUUUUU